Molecule: messenger RNA, 321 nt
Organism: Lactuca virosa
Lineage: Eukaryota; Viridiplantae; Streptophyta; Magnoliopsida; Asterales; Asteraceae
Source: the annotation of a GenBank genome assembly
AUGUCAUAUUACUCAAAAGCAAAGCCCGACCUCGAAAAGAUUGGGGCCGAAGGGUUUUCUCUCCUCGAUGAUCAUUUCCCACGUGGGCAAAACUCGAAGCGUUCAUCAGCAGCAGCAGCAACUGCUCCACCAUAUAGAACUCAACCACAGAUGAUUUCAUGUCAAUACAAAUUUAAACCCCAGCAGACAUAUUUUGUUCAACAAGCACCGCCAGAAACAGAGAUGGUGAUAGAUUCCUACCAGGCGGCAAACAUGUAUGGUGGGACUCUGCUUGUGGACUACCCUAAAAGGAAGCCUAUCCGUAAGGGUUUCUUUUAUUAA